AUGGAGAACAGUAGAACAAUCCCCAACAACAUGGAGAACAGUUCAAAUAUUAAAAUCUCCAAAAACAUGGAGAACAGUAGAACAAUCCCCAACAACAUGGAGAACAGUUCAAACAUUAAAAUCUCCAAAAACAUGGAGAACAGUAGAACAAUCUCCAACAACAUGGAGAACAGUUCAAAUAUUAAAAUCCACCAAAAACAUGGAGAACAGUAG
This is a messenger RNA of Paramuricea clavata, 213 nucleotides long. The record is from the annotation of a GenBank genome assembly. NCBI's taxonomy places the organism in Eukaryota, Metazoa, Cnidaria, Anthozoa, Malacalcyonacea, Plexauridae.